Marmota monax (woodchuck) is the source of this 2840-nucleotide messenger RNA. RefSeq names its product KH RNA binding domain containing, signal transduction associated 1 (gene Khdrbs1). The record is from RefSeq and is a predicted model, not a curated record. The transcript is spliced from 10 exons. Gene Ontology annotation, molecular function: poly(A) binding; mRNA binding. Gene Ontology annotation, biological process: regulation of alternative mRNA splicing, via spliceosome. Bases 152 to 1597 code for a protein of 481 amino acids. NCBI's taxonomy places the organism in Eukaryota, Metazoa, Chordata, Mammalia, Rodentia, Sciuridae. Gene Ontology annotation, cellular component: nucleus.
CGCGCGCCGCCUCAUUUCCGGUGCUCUCUCGCUGGGUCGCUCGGGUCGGCUUCGGUCGCUGUCGCCCCUGCUCUUCCACCCCUGCUAACCGCCGCUCGGGUCUCUGCCGCGUCGCUUCCUUGCUCGCUCUCUCGUUCGCACAUCCUCCCCGAUGCAGCGCCGGGACGAUCCUGCCGCGCGCAUGACCCGGUCCUCGGGCCGCAGCGGCUCUAUGGACCCCUCAGGUGCCCACCCCUCGGUGCGUCAGACGCCGUCUCGGCAGCCUCCGCUGCCUCACCGGUCCCGGGGAGGCGGAGGGGGGCCCCGAGGGGGCGCCCGGGCCUCGCCAGCCACGCAGCCGCCACCGCUGCUGCCUCCCUCGGCCACAGGUCCCGACGCGACAGUGGGCGGGCCGGCGCCGACCCCACUGCUACCCCCGUCAGCCACGGCCUCGGUCAAGAUGGAGCCAGAGAACAAGUACCUGCCCGAACUCAUGGCUGAGAAGGACUCGCUCGACCCGUCCUUCACUCAUGCCAUGCAGCUUCUGACGGCAGAAAUUGAGAAGAUUCAAAAAGGGGAUUCAAAAAAGGACGAUGAGGAGAAUUAUUUGGACUUAUUUUCUCAUAAGAACAUGAAGCUGAAAGAGCGGGUGCUGAUACCUGUCAAGCAGUACCCAAAGUUCAAUUUUGUGGGGAAGAUUCUUGGACCACAAGGGAAUACAAUCAAAAGACUGCAGGAAGAAACUGGUGCAAAGAUCUCUGUAUUGGGAAAGGGCUCAAUGAGAGACAAAGCCAAGGAAGAAGAGCUUCGCAAAGGCGGAGACCCAAAGUAUGCCCACUUAAAUAUGGAUCUGCAUGUCUUCAUUGAAGUCUUUGGACCCCCAUGUGAGGCUUAUGCUCUCAUGGCCCAUGCCAUGGAAGAAGUGAAGAAGUUUUUAGUACCAGAUAUGAUGGAUGAUAUCUGCCAGGAGCAAUUUCUAGAGCUGUCCUACUUGAAUGGAGUACCUGAGCCCUCUCGUGGACGUGGGGUGCCAGUGAGAGGCCGGGGAGCUGCACCUCCCCCUCCACCUGUUCCCAGGGGCCGUGGUGUUGGACCCCCUCGGGGAGCUUUGGUGCGUGGUACCCCAGUGAGAGGUGCCAUCACCAGAGGUGCCACUGUGACCCGAGGGGUGCCACCUCCACCUACUGUGAGGGGUGCUCCAGCACCAAGAGCACGGACAGCAGGCAUCCAGAGAAUACCUUUGCCUCCACCCCCUGCACCAGAAACAUAUGAAGAAUAUGGAUAUGAUGAUACAUAUGCGGAACAGAGUUAUGAAGGCUACGAAGGCUAUUACAGCCAGAGCCAAGGGGACUCAGAAUAUUAUGACUAUGGACAUGGGGAGGUUCAAGAUUCUUAUGAAGCUUAUGGGAACCUGACUUGCAGUUGCAUAGAAAGAGGCUGUCUUCCUUCAAUCUACCAAAUUGGAAGCAGAGAAGGCCAUUGUAGACCCACAGAGAUUAAUGAUUCCCUCUUGCUGCAAGGCCAAGAUGACUGGAAUGGGACCAGGCCGUCACUGAAGGCCCCUCCAGCUAGGCCAGUGAAGGGAGCAUACAGAGAGCACCCAUAUGGACGUUAUUAAAAUCAAACAGGAGGGGAAAAAUAUCAAUUAUGAGCAAAGUUGUUACUGAUUUCUUGUAUCUCCCAGGAUUCCUGUUGCUUUACCCACAACAGACAAGUAAUUGUCUAAGUGUUUUUCUUCGUGGUCCCCUUCUUCUCCCCACCUUCCUCCAUUCUUAACUCUGCAUUCUGGCUUCUGUAUGUAGUAUUUUAAAAUGAGUUAAAAUAGAUUUAGGAAUAUCGAAUUAAUUUUUUAAGUGUGUAGAUGCUUUUUUCUUUGUUGUUUAAAUAUAAACAGAAAUGUACCUUUUAUAAUAAAAAAAAGUUGAGUAAAAAAAAAAAAACCACAAACCUGUUAGUUUCAAAAGUGACAUUGCUUGCUUAAAGGUUCUGAAGUAAGGCUUGUUAACUUUCUCUUAGUUUUGAUUUGAGGCAUCCCGUAAAGUUGUAGUUGCAGAAUCCCAAACUAGGCUACAUUUCAAAAUUCAGGGCUGUUUAAGAUUUAAAAUCACAAAUGUUAACGGCAGUAGGUGCCACCAUGCAAAAGUGAGCUCAGACGUCUCUAAAAAUGUUUCCUUUAAAAACACAUGGCGAUUGAAUCUUAAGUUAAAUUUUAAUAUGAAAGAUCCUCAUGAAUUAAAUAGUUGAUGCAAUUAUUAACGUUAAUUGACUUAAAACAACAACAACAAAAUUAGGUUUGUAAAACUGACUUUUUCAUUAUGUGGGUUUUGAAAUCUAGCCCCAGGCAUACAGUGUUGAGAGAUACUUAGGGGGAGUAAGUUUUGAAGAGGUUGAUUGGGGCAGAGGGGCUGGCCAUCUAAAUUUAAUUUGAUGUAGUGUUUUUUAGCCACAAUCUUUCAGUAAGAGUACUAAUAAUUAAAGUUUCAGUAUUCAGGAAGACAAAAAAGUAUUUUGUCCAUUUGAGAUUCUGCACUCCACAUAAAGCUCACUUGGACAUUGGGGCCAAAAGCUGAAGUUUUUCAGUAAGUUGACGGUUGUCAAUAUUGAACUGUUCCCAAGAUAGUCAAGUAUGUCUCAACACUAGCAUGAUAUAAAAAGGGACACUGCAGCUGAAUGAAAAAGGAAUCAAAAUCCACUUUGUACAUAAGUUAAAGUCCUAAUUGGAUUUGUACCGUCCUCCCAUUUUGUUCUCUGAAGAUUAAAUGCUACAUGUGUAAGUCUGCCUAAAUAGGUAGCUUAAACUUAUGUCAAAAUGUCUGCAGCAGUUUGUCAAUAAAGUUUAGUCCUUUUUUAAUCAAAGUAAA